Molecule: messenger RNA, 375 nt
Organism: Asparagus officinalis (garden asparagus)
Lineage: Eukaryota; Viridiplantae; Streptophyta; Magnoliopsida; Asparagales; Asparagaceae
Exons: 1
Coding region: 1-375 (124 amino acids)
Source: RefSeq, a predicted model, not a curated record
AUGAAAGAUCUUAGAUCCCUUCGUUACUUCUUGGAUAUUGAGGUUGCUUCUUCCUCUCGUGACUAUCUUCUCUCUCAGCAGAAGUAUAUUGCAGAUAUUCUUGAGCGUGCUACUCUCAGUGAUCCUUUCAUUGCUACCACUUCUCUCUCCACACCGAUGGAAAUGAACUUGAAGCUUCAACAUGAUGAUGGUGAUCCCUUAUCUCAACCUACUCGAUAUCGGGAACUUGUUGGAGUAUUGGUUUAUCUUUCAGCAACAUGUCCAGAUAUCGCCUAUGCAGUACACAUCUUGAGCCAGUUUGUCAGUAGUCUAACUUCCAUUCACUAUGCAGCUCUCAUUCGGGUUCCUCGAUAUCUCUGUAAUACUAUAACCUAA